GGAAGCCUUGGCUCUGGUUCGCGGACUCGAUGUGGUCUGCUUCGGCGUGUAGUGCGGCGGCGGGUCUCUUGGGGGCGCUCUCCGCCUGCUCGGCCAAGCUUGCCCUGGGUGCGGAUCACCUGCGGGAUCUGUGUGAAGAUGUAGUUGGGGAGCAGGGAGGGGUUUGUGAAUGGAUCCACCUUCUCCUUCGCCUUUGCUGCAUCUGCCUGGUGUUCCUCUGCAAUGCUGUAAUGUGGACCUUCUUUGCAAAAGCCUUAAGACUCUCUUCUUCUUCAGCUACUGCGACAGUGACAACGACUGCCUCAAAUUUUGUAUCUUCGGCUUUCCUGGGCAAGGUGCUGUUUGGAGAAUCACGCGCUCUACUCUGGUGGGUGGGCAUUUCAAUAACAUUAUGCGGACUUCUCUUGCUCCAUAAGCAAACUCCACCAUCAAAAGAUGAAAGUGAAACCAAGAAAGAAAGUUAAACUAUGAAGGAAUAUACCUAGUGCUACAGAAGAUAAAUGAUACAUGGAAACACUAUGAUCAAUGCUUUACCUACAUUAAACUUAUAUAUAAAAUUAUAGGAGCAUAGAUGUUUUACUUUUCAUUGUUCUGAUUACAUGGUUUCCUUGCCACUAAGAAUGUUUGAUUGGUUGUGGUCUGUACAUCUCGCAUAACAUAUUGUUUCAUUGAGAUAAAAAAACAUCGAUCAGGUAGCAGCUGCUGUACUAGAAAUGAACAUCGUAAUGAAAAUGAUAAUUAUCUCAUUACCUGGCUGAGGAUAUAUCCUGUCAAAGAGCAGGUUGUUUGUGUACAUCAUGCAUCUGAUGCAUUUGCUAAUAAGCAAAAGUAUUUUGUCUUUCUUGGGGGUGGCUGGCAAUUCAGAUGAAGACUGGGAAGUUGAUGCACAAUGUGGACACAGAAUUUCAGGGUUUUUCUCUACCUUUUCACGUCGGGUAUAUUUUGGGAUGGAUGCUGAACACUUAGCUAGCUAGAACAGGGAAAA
This is a messenger RNA of Spea bombifrons (plains spadefoot toad), 985 nucleotides long. RefSeq names its product transmembrane protein 42 (gene TMEM42). The record is from RefSeq and is a predicted model, not a curated record. NCBI's taxonomy places the organism in Eukaryota, Metazoa, Chordata, Amphibia, Anura, Pelobatidae. The transcript is spliced from 3 exons. The coding region runs from base 30 to 464 and encodes 144 amino acids.